This is a messenger RNA of Notolabrus celidotus (New Zealand spotty), 2717 nucleotides long. It is a transcript of the gene ctsc, whose product is annotated as cathepsin C. NCBI's taxonomy places the organism in Eukaryota, Metazoa, Chordata, Actinopteri, Labriformes, Labridae. The transcript is spliced from 8 exons. The record is from RefSeq and is a predicted model, not a curated record. Gene Ontology annotation, molecular function: cysteine-type endopeptidase activity. Gene Ontology annotation, cellular component: lysosome. The coding region runs from base 456 to 1823 and encodes 455 amino acids.
CGAAACCAAAAAGGAAGAAACAAAGCACAACACCAAGAGCUAGAGAUGUCGGCGUGAACUUCCUUUUUCGCUGAAAUUUGGAGGGCAUCAUUGAAGUGCAGUGUACAAUUCACGCUACGUUACUCCAUCGGGCUUGUAACAUUCGUACAUAUCGUUGAAAGAAGAAGCAUGGACUGCUCAUGCUCUCCGUUUUAAUCACAGAGAAAGUUAGCUCACGGGCUCACCUCUAGCUAACUGUGCACAUGCGCGGUGUACCUUUGGUCGCCAGGGACCUAUCUUGACCAAACAGGAUCUUUGUUAAAAGUUUCAGUGUGCAUAAAUAGCGUGCAGGGGGGUAGGGGUUAUCAAAGAAGUCAAAGUUGGACAGGGAAGGUGAAGCUUUUCUCACUAAACGUAGAUUUAGCUGAGUAGUUCUUCAGGUGUUUGUAGCCAGCUGAGCUAAGCUGUGACUGGAGAUGAGGCUGAGUGGUGUGCUAGUGUGUGUGCUCCUGCUUUGGGUUGAAGGGUCGUGGGGUGACACACCGGCAAACUGCACUUAUGAGGACCUGCUGGGGACAUGGGUGUUCCAGGUGUCCAAAGGAGGGCACGAUAAGACCAUCAACUGUUCCACACAAGCUACAUUUGAGAACACAGUGACUGUGACCUUCGAAAAACUGUCGGUGGCCACAGAUGAGCUGGGGAACACUGGCUUCUUCACCCUCAUCUACAACCAGGGCUUUGAGGUGGUCAUCAACGGAUACAAAUGGUUCGCUUUCUUUAAGUACACAGAGGAAGGCCCUAAGGUGACCAGCUACUGUGACCAGACCCUGCCAGGGUGGGUGCAUGAUGUCCUGGGAAACAACUGGGCAUGUUUCAAGGGAAAGAAAGUGAAAUCAGUGCCACCCCAAACACGUUACAAACCACUUUACAGCAGCAGGCUGCUCCAGAAGCCGUACAAACACAACUUGGACUUCAUUGAUUCUAUCAACUCGGCUCAGAAAUCCUGGCGAGCUGUAGCCUACCCCGAGCAUGAGAAGUACACUCUGCAGGAGCUGCACUUCAGAGCAGGGGGUCCUGCCUCCCGUAUCCCCAUGCGUGUUCGCCCAAUGCCUGUGAAACCAGAACUAGCCAAGACGGCGGCAGCUCUGCCUGAACGCUGGGAUUGGAGAAAUGUGAAUGACGUGAACUUUCUCAGCCCUGUGCGGAACCAAGCAUCAUGUGGUAGCUGUUACUCUUUCGCCACCAUGGGAAUGCUGGAAGCUCGCGUUCGAAUCCGCACCAACAACAGCGAGACCCCUGUCCUUAGCCCGCAACAAGUGGUGUCCUGUUCAGAGUACUCUCAAGGUUGUGACGGUGGGUUCCCCUAUCUGAUCGGGAAGUAUGCACAGGAUUUUGGCAUUGUGGAUGAGUCAUGCUUCCCAUAUAUUGGACAGGACUCCCCUUGUGGCGUCCCCCAAAACUGCGUCCGAGUUUACACGGCAGAAUACAACUACGUCGGUGGAUUUUAUGGCGGCUGCAGUGAGAUGGCCAUGAAGUUGGAUCUGGUCAAAAAUGGACCCAUGGCGGUCGCAUUCGAGGUCUACCCUGACUUUAUGCACUACAAGGAGGGCAUCUACCACCACACAGGCCUCGCAGACCCCUUCAACCCCUUUGAGCUCACCAACCACGCUGUGCUGCUGGUCGGGUACGGCCACUGCCACAUGACCGGACAGAAGUACUGGAUUGUCAAGAACAGCUGGGGCACCAAUUGGGGCGAAGGCGGCUUCUUCAGAAUUCGUCGGGGCAGUGACGAGUGUUCCAUUGAGAGCAUCGCGGUCGCAGCUAACCCCAUUCCCAAAUUGUAGGGAGGGAAGCUCGGGUUGGGGGUCGGUGGCAGGGUGAUUUGAUCAUGAGUCCCAAGAGGGAAACUUGGAUUCAAUUUCUGUGUAGUUUUAGCUUUUGUCAAUGUGUGCUUUGAAAUGAUCCUAAAAUCUGUCAUUUUUCACUGCAGGUGACAUCAUAUGACACAUGGGUAGCACUGAGCUGUCUUCUUACUGUAACCCAACAAGUCUGAAUAGCAGUAGCUUUGUGACAAUUGCACAACAUUAAGAUAAAUAAUAAUAUCUUCCAGGAAACUACUGUGAUUUGAAAGUAGGCAGAUAUCAUCUUACAUUGAAGGCGCACAGUUAUUAGGGACAUAAAAUCAGUCCGAGGCCUCAUUUUUCAAAGUUGUGUGAAAUUAUUUUCCCCAGCACCUCAAAUUGAUUUGGAUCAAAGGGACUCAUUAUUAAUUUUUUUUACACACAGUACCAAAGUCUGUUGAGCUGAAAUUACAUGUUACUUCUUUUGCAAUUUGGUUCACCCUUCAUUAGCUGCCUGUGGAUGAUUUUACUUAAAGCUGUGACUACCAAAACAAACCAAAAGGCACAACUACAUACGACAAAUCAUGAUGGCUGGUAAAUGUCUAAUCCUUACAUUUAAAGGGAAGUGACCUCUGCAAAGUUGUUUGUGUGUUAGCAGUAGAACUCCAAUCCUCUGUCUUAUGGAAGCACAGUGGAGAUUAUAAUAUGUUCUUGCAUUUUACUGAAAUCAAAAACUGCCUGUGUGGAGCAAUUUAAAGGGAUGUCUUGAUCAAUUUCAUAAAGGGAUCACACUGAUUGUUGUGCCUUUUACUCUGUCUCUGAUUCAGUGUUACAAAAAAUGUUUCCAUUCAUUUGCACUUUUGGAAAAAAAUACAGAAUAAAAGCCUUUUAAAAUGA